UACUCAACUGAAACGAUAUGAAACACUACAAUCGGUAUAAAAGCUUGCCCUAGUAGAGUCCGAUCAUUGUAUCCUCGUGUCUACACAACACAAACACUACAACAUGAACACCUUCGCUGUUCUGCUGCUCUGCGUCCAAGCUUGCUUGGUUCAGAAUGUUUGGGGCCAGCUGAUCGCUCCCGGUUGCGGCGGCACUUAUGGUCUUGGCGCUUACGGCCUCGCGGACGGUAUCUACGGUCCCGGUAUCGGCGCUUACGGCCUCGCUGACCGCGCUUACGGUCUCGGUGUCGGCGCUUACGGCCUCGCUGACGGCGUUUACGGCCUCGGCCUCGGUUGCGGCGCAGCUUACGGCGGCGAAGGCAUCGGCGAUGUAGCGGUCGCCGGUACACUGCCGGUGGAAGGCAGGACCCUGGUCGCCGGACAGGUGCCGAUCAUGGGCGCCGUGGAGUUCGGAGGCGUCGUGCCAGCCGCUGGCGGAGUGUCCAUUGCCGGCAGCUGCGGCUGCGGCUGCAGGGGACCCUACCUCUACUGAGAACCACCUCCAAUCGCUUGACUUUACACUGCUCGAAAAAAUUUGACUAAUUCGAAAUAAACGAAUGAUUUAGCAUUUUAA
This is a messenger RNA of Maniola jurtina (meadow brown), 613 nucleotides long. Its product is annotated as chorion class CA protein ERA.1-like. Bases 104 to 532 code for a protein of 142 amino acids. Gene Ontology annotation, cellular component: egg chorion. Gene Ontology annotation, biological process: chorion-containing eggshell formation; multicellular organism development. The transcript is spliced from 4 exons. The record is from RefSeq and is a predicted model, not a curated record. Gene Ontology annotation, molecular function: structural constituent of egg chorion. Lineage: Eukaryota; Metazoa; Arthropoda; Insecta; Lepidoptera; Nymphalidae.